This is a messenger RNA of Phaeoacremonium minimum UCRPA7, 996 nucleotides long. RefSeq names its product putative ankyrin-1 isoform 4 protein. Lineage: Eukaryota; Fungi; Ascomycota; Sordariomycetes; Togniniales; Togniniaceae. The transcript has a single exon. Gene Ontology annotation, molecular function: protein binding. Bases 1 to 996 code for a protein of 331 amino acids. The record is from RefSeq and is a predicted model, not a curated record.
AUGGCUAGCUCAGGUCCCGGUCAAAACCCGCUCAUCAAUGAGCGAGCAGAGACUCGAGCUCUCGUGAAGGCUGCCCAGCGGGGAGACCUCGAUGAUUUGAAGGUAAUUCUCACGGCACUGUCUACGAAGCACGAACUCAGCAAGGGCGAGGUACUCAUCCUUUGCAGGGACGAAAACGACGACUCUGCCCUUCACAAAGCCGCUCAUCUCGGCUUGGUCGAGAUACUCGAGUAUCUUCUCAGCGACGAAGUCUUUACGUUUGCACCCGGCACUAAGGCAGUCUUCAUCGGACUUCGGAACAGAGAAAGCAGCACCGCGGUUCACGUUGCUGUUGAGAAGGGACAGUUGCAGUAUCUUAUUGCGCUUGCUCAGAACGGCGCAAGCCUCGAGCUCCCCAACCAGUUUGGCUGGACUCCUCUCCUCGUGGCCGCAAACGCAUACAUCUCAGCAACCGUUGAGGCUGCUCGCCAACGCGCCAUUGCCCAGAACCCUAACAAUCCGUUACCCCUGAUCAAUCCUGGUACGUAUACGCCAUGGAUGCACAUCUUCGAUUGGCUCAUCAGCAUGCGAGUGAAUCUCAAUGCCGCGAAUCUCAUCCAAGACACGGCGCUGCACAUGGCAGCACGAAUGAAGAACCUCGUCAUUGUUGACAAACUGCUGAGCGCAGGUGCGGCUCCAGAUCUCCGCAACGGAGGUGGCUACACGCCGCUGCACCUUGCUGUGCUACGGCCCGGUUCUCUUGAGUGUGCCAGGGCGCUCCUGAUGUGGCGGGCUAACCCGAACUCGCAGGAGAAUCAGAACGGCUAUGCCCCGAUCCACUCUGCUGUUGUGGACGGCAACGUCAACAUGAUUGAGCUACUACUUUCUUAUGGAGCUGACGAGUAUCUCCGGAAUCGCAAUGGGCUCGCUCCUUGGCAGCUUGCCGGGCUACGAAGUGAGGAAGCUUCGGCUUUCUUCAUCAACCGUAUGUCCGACCCAUCUCGUCACGAUCAAUGA